Folsomia candida is the source of this 2602-nucleotide messenger RNA. RefSeq lists its product as uncharacterized. Lineage: Eukaryota; Metazoa; Arthropoda; Collembola; Entomobryomorpha; Isotomidae. The record is from RefSeq and is a predicted model, not a curated record. Bases 7 to 1722 code for a protein of 571 amino acids. The transcript has 4 exons.
GUAUCGAUGUCCAGCACUCAAUCAAGUAAAUCACGGCGCUUACCAAUGAUCAGCUCCGUUGGAUCCACGCAGAAGCGGUGCUUUAUUUGUCAUGACCCCAACGGCAGAAAAAGGAUUCCAAAGUGCGCCAUUCAUCAAGCAUGGACAGAGAAGGAAAUAUAUAUCCCUCAUGACAAUCGCUGCUGCAAUAUUCACCUUGAGGGAAAACUUUUCACAGAUGACGCAAUGCAGUUGAUUAUACCUACAAAACAUGGCGUUCUGAUGUCGGAUGAAGAACUUGCACAGUGGAUUUUGGAUCUCAGCAGCAACAGAAACAAGUUAGGUGCUAGAAGACGUCGUUAUAAUUUCGACGAUCAAACUGACGUGGACAAGGACGACUACCCAAAUCUUGUCGGAUUCUCUAAAAUUCAGUUUAACUCGCUGCUAGCAGAAAUAUCAGGCCAUGUACAUAACAGUGUCAACCGAAGUGUCCGAAAUGCGUUGGCCAUCUUCCUUAUGCUGCUUCGCCACAAUUUGGCUCAGAAAGUGCUGGGCAGUCUUUUUGGAAUCCCCAAUCAAUCAUGCGUGAGUGAGACCAUUGAUGCAGUCCCUACAGCGCUGGACAACCAUUUUGUCAAGAAAUACCUCGGUUUUGAACACUUGUCCCGUGAAGCAGCCCUUCGUGACCACUCUCGUCCCAUAUACUCGAAGCUAUUUAAAGAAGAAGACCCAACUAAGCUGUUUCUUAUCAUGGAUGGAACCUAUAUUUAUAUUGAAAAGCCGGCCGACUUUCACCUGCAGAAACUAACUUAUUCUGGGCAGAAAAAACGCAAUUUAAUCAAACCAUUUAUGAUAGUUCUUCCGUCAGGGUAUAUCUUGGCUGCGUGUGGUCCUUAUUAUGCAAAUGGUGCGAAUAACGACGCUGGGAUCUUAAAAUCCAUCCUGUCGGAGCUGCCACCUGAUUCACCUUACUUGAAACCGGGCGAUCACCACAUUCUGGACAGGGGAUUCAGAGACGUGAUUCAGACUCUUCUUCGCCUUGGACACCUCACACAUAUGCCAGAACUACUAGACACCGAUGAUAAACAAUUCACCACUUCGCAAGGAAAUGAGUCAAGACGGGUCACGUUGGUUAGAUGGUUGGUGGAGGCAGUAAAUGGAAGAAUCAAGAAAAAGUUCAAAUUAUUUCGAGAGACGGUUCCAGGAGGAUACCUUGAGAAGCUGCCCAUGUUGUUCAGAAUUGGUUGCGCCCUUAUUAACUGUUUCUGCCCUCCUCUCUCCACCCACUCACCCAAGCAUGAUAAGAUAGCCGAACGAGCAUUGGAACUUGCUGACCGGGAGAAUUUACUACAAAAGCGAAUGGAGGACGAGAAGAUGGAUCGCCGGACUAAGGAAUGGAAGACGGCCUCUCUGAAAGAAUUUCCAAAAUUCCCGAAGCUUAACGUUGACGAUCUGGAAGACAUAACCCUUGGAGUGUAUCAGAUUGGAUUGGCCAAGAGAUACGCUAAUCUGCACAUGAAAAAUUCUCCAAUCUUUGAAAUUAAACUGAAUUCAGAAUUUCCAAACAUCGUGCGAGCCAAGAUUGAAUCAAGGUUUACAGCCAAUAAAGCCCACGAUCUAUGGAUCGAAUAUUCUUCCGACCCAGAAGUUAAAGGUGCUGACGCAAUAAUUGGUUUCUACUGUAAAUGCAAACAAGGCGCUCGGACAUUGGGAUGUUGUGCACAUAUUUGCACACUAAGUUAAAAUUAUUAUAUGUAAAAAAGCAUAACUGGUAAAUGGUAGAUGUCUAUUUUUAUUAUAUUGUUAAAAGGUGCUGUGGUACUUGGGUUAUCAGAGGUACCAAAACCCAACAACAAUUAACGUUCGGAAAAGAAAACUGGAAAUUAUUAACGCCGGAAAACCUUAAUCGGAGGAGGAGGAAUCGGAGGAUUAUCAUUAAGGCAGUUUUUGGUCAGGUUAUGCAUAUACAUUUAUUUCUUCUAAUCUGGUAAUGACUCACAAUUUUAGAUCAUCUAUAAGUACGGCAUAAUUUGGGAAGGUACAUGAGUACUCUGAUUGAUUUCGUAGUUUGCAAUCCCAACCGUACUUAUAAAUGCAUGUUAGGCGAAUUAAACUAAUAUUAAUAUUGCGUAUUGUUUUUUUCAGGUUUCAUUGAGUUACAAUUUUUUUGUGUUGUGUACAUUUUCAUGGAUGUAUGUAUGUAUUCCAGUGUAAAGUUAUGAUGCUGUAGAAAAAUAAAAUCUGAGUUGUAUUGUAUAUAUGUACGAAUUAUAAUCUGUCAAAUUAUAAAUAUACAAUAUAUAUAUGUAAUACUCAAAAUUGCAACGAAAACCGAAAUGAAUAACGAGCAUUGUUGAGUACCUCAAAUGCGGCUGCAAAUAUGUACAUAUUGCUUUCUCGCUUAAUCUUCCAUGAUUUGUUACCACACAACUAAAAAUAAUAAUUAAUAUCGGGGGCCCAGCAUUUUGCAUUGCAAUCAAUGAAAAAUAAUGCAAAGGGGCCCACGGUUACCAUCAAGUUCGAUCAGUGUCUUUGACCGAAAUUCACAUUUGGCUAUGAACUAGGACAAUUUCCAGUGUUAAUAUUCCCUAAAAUGUGAAAAAUUCUUAAAUUUUAAAAUGAA